AUGCGGGAGUUUGUGCGAACACACUCGUUUCCGAACGGGCAGCGGAAUAAAGACGGAACCGAGAAUUUUUGGAAAAUUGGAGACGGUGCUUACAUAUGCUCUGCAAAAGUAUCGUAUUCGUACUAAUUGCAAUCAUGCAUGACAAAUGUUGUUUCUUAGCCAAAUCAGCAUUACAAACUCCAUUUUUCCUUCUGAAAAAACUUGUAUUGCAAUUCAUACUAGUACGAUAAUUUUGCAAUGCAUAUUACACGUACUGGGGAAAAGACGCGUGCGUGCGGGACCUCGCGCGCUGGUCGGUGGAGCACCCGCUCGGAGCCAAAGUGCUUAUGCAAGAAAAAAACUGUGUAAGUGUAAAUCUGUGAUGCACAAAAUGCAACACAGUUAUACUUGUCAUGCUCGACAUGCAUGAUCGGCUCGCUUCCUAUGUGUUUUCCCUUACUAUCUGUGCAUAACAAGUUUUACCUGUCAUGGCAGACGAACUUGUGAUGCUGUUUUCCGAAAAGACUUACACUUACACAGUUUUUUUCUUGGAUAGUGCUCCUGCCGCAGUUAGUGUGGUUUCACACUGACGACAGACAAUACACUGAACAAAAACCGAGAAGAAUUUCAUCUCAAACGCUAACGCUAACACAGCUUGUGUCAGCUCCAUCUUCUACUUCGUUGUCGCCGAAUGAAGGAACGAAUAUUGCGGAACAGUCUUCGGAGACGACGAGGAAAACGCUCACCAGCAACGUAGCAGACAAUAACGAUUAUGGCCAUGGUGCUGAAGGUCCUGCUAGACGUACAAACCAGUCUGAUCAACAAGCGCAAGCGCUCUCCCUGUACGCGACCCUGCAGCAGUGCGAACAGACGAGGCUGGGUAACUUGAACGUUGUCGAUUUCUUUCUGGAUCAUGCAGAUGUUAUUGGUGACACGAGGAACGAAAAUGACACCGUCAGUGGGACUAGCGAUAGUCCUCCAGCAAUGGGACGAGCUCGCCAGCACGAGCAGCAGCGUGGAGCUGCUUCUGAAACUACAGGAGAGCAACACGGUCGUCCCUUGAAGCUGUUGAAGGAGGUGUCUUACAUCUGCCUUCCGAAGAGCUGCGAAAAAUCCGAGAACACGCGUUUUUGGACGGAGUUCUUCACCUUCGUCGCGGAAGCGCGGACCGUCGCGGGACUAGUUUCCUGGCCGACGUGGAGCAGGCUCUUCGAUGCUUUAACCCCAUCGGGAAUUGGCUCACCGAGGUGGCUCCACGACUUCCCUCGUGUGAGCAAAGUCGAGCCGUUGGUGGUCGGGUCUUUUGAGACAGUUGCAGUAGGAGACCAUCACGGGAAAGCAGUAGUUCCUGCUGCAAGACGACAGACCAUCACGGGAAUUCUUCGUGCCUCUGCCUGGCUGAACCAUCGGCAGCAAUGCCUCGCGAGGGAUUUGUUUAUCAAGCCUGUGCGGGAAUCGAAACGCGACUUUGCACAAAGAGCCGAAAUAAAGAAUUCCUUGUCCACCUUCCAAAACCGCACGGACGCGUCUUCGGAACUGCAGCUAAACGACUUGGGAAUUUUGAGCCAUUUGCAGGAGCACCUCCACGCAAUACAGACCGGCCCCGAGUUAUUCGCGACCAGGAAAAAUAUUCGGCGCAUGUUCGGCUACGGCUUUAGUGUCGAGGAAUUGAACGCGCGAUGGAAUAAAGACCAUGAUCUUCCUUUCACCGGCGCAUCGGUGGAUGAAACUUCUACAGGCACAGGAAGUGUUUCGACUGGUAUGAAGUCGAGCGCUAGCACACCGUCGUCUCUGAACAUAAACUCCUCAACAACGUGGUCCUCCACGACAACGGCGGGGAGCUCGAUUACACAGCAACUCCCUCGUCUUCCAAGACAACCGUUCGCAAAUUUGUUUCUGGAAACGGUAGAAGCUAUUGGUGAUCCGCCAGAUGAUGAAGACGGCCAUGGGGUUGGGGAGGGGGGCUCACAGUUGUCAACGAGAAUGAACACGACUGUGGCGGAGCCGUUAGUAAAAGAGGAGUCCUCGCCACCGCUAGAAAUGGAUCCGUAUCGCGUUUGGUACUCCGGGAGACCGCAAGCGAUUAUGGCAAAGACCCACCGAGGUCCAAGAGCUAAUAUCGCUUUCACGCCUUCGUUCUUGAAUAUCAAGUCGCGCUUUCUCGAUGCGAAAACGGGCGCUCUGGUGAUUGACGGCACGGCAAAUGGGAAAAUCAAUGAAGCUACUGCAACCGGCGGGCCUCCGCCACAGGUAGCCAACAGGGCAGGCGCUGUUCGGUAUCGCGCACUGGAGCCGUUCUGUCGAAACGUGCGGGGAAGGGCGCAUCCAUGUUUUGGCGAAGAAAAGUCAUUAUUUCAACGACGCAACGGGAGACGACAUCCGGAGCAGGAGGAGGUGGAGAUUAAAAACCAGGAGCAAUCAAUUAUAAUGCGGGAUGAUUCCUCAAAAGGUAAGACCUAUGCGCCCAAGAAAAGUAGAAUCGGGAGGUCAUCAUCUUCUAAUGGACAGCAAGAACAUAUUUUCCGAAGUGAAGACACCGUGCCGACAAUCCAGACUUUAGAUGAGAUAUUGGACACGAGAAGAACUCCGAGGGAGUGGGGGAAAAGUCGUGACCUGUCGUCCUCACGACGAUCCUCCGCUUCAAGCAGCACCGCUUCUGGUGCGACCACUCUCUCCUCCGCCAGAGUCGCGUUUUUCACCCUGGCCACCAGUCUGAAAACGAAGUGCGACCACCCGCUGCGGUUUCCCAACGGGGAGCUCCUUCAACUGCAGGACCGGUCGAAAAAGAACAGCUACUUUAUCGAUGGUCGCAACUUUGUAAACUGGUGUCACACGCACUUCUGGAAGUGGAACCAGCCCUCGAUUGCGUUUUUGAGGAAGCGUGUGGGGGAGUUGCACUCGUUUCAGUUUUUCGGGGCGCCCGAUGACGCCACAGGGCAGUUCCUGAUAACAGAACCUCCAAGUUCUUCCGACGUCAGGCCCUCUGUAGAAGAAGUUGACCCUGAGCAAAGAACAGGCAAGACGACCGAGGAAAUAUUGGACAAGCGCCGCAGUGGUCAUGAAAAUUUGAGCCGCGUCGUUAGGUACUGCAGCCCGAUCAGUAUUAACCGACGUAAUCUAGUUCCAGCUAAGCCAAAGGGCAAGAAGAGCAGGAACAAUAUGGACAACCACGAGGAUUCAGCUGCUGCCUCUGCCAAAGAUGAUGUCGAGAAUAACACCGGUAAGGAAAGAACAGGCGAAAGGGUUUUGCAGAGCAGGGCGACUAUGCCUCCAAGCGCCGCUGCAACAGCUCCCCUAAAAAUGUACCGUCAAUACAAUUUUGUCAACCCGGAGGAUGAAAAGUUUUUCAAACAGUAUCGAGUGACCGUCGUACCCCUCGACCUCUGUCGCCGCUACCUAUCCAAGCUGCGGCCCUCGCACGCGAUGUUUCCCCCCCGGCACCCUGCGGCGCACGGCAACAUGGCGCUGUUCGAGUUUGCGCGCGUCGCGAUUUUUGAACUCGGCACCAUUUACGACUUGAGUCUGCACUUUGACACGGAUUACCUAAUUCCCCACCCGCUGAAGCUGCUGGGCGUGUGGGGCCAAGUUUUCGCGCGCACGGAAACGCGAACCGACACCUUUAUGCUAUUCCCGGCCAACGCCAACCAGGCGCAAACGAGUCUGCUGCUUUUGACCAAAAUUGGCGAAGAGAAGAAGCGGCAGAUCCUGAAGCACUUUUUCGAUUUAGAGCUGCACAUUGUCCAGGUCGACGACGCGGAGAGCGCGGAGCGGAUAGCAGUAGCGGAGAAGAAAAAAGAGCUCGUGGACCGGAAGCGAAAAGCCGUGGAGGCUUUGCUGGAGCCAUUUUAUUUGCCGGGUGAUAUAUCUCGUCCAGACGGGAGCGGGGCAUCAGCAGCGAGAGCGACUUCAGCUUCAGCAGGUGCGGGCAGUACAUCGUCGACAUCUGCGACUACUGCUGCAACGACCCUACUUUUGUCCACCGAGAAGGCUGUGCGAAAGUUCGUCUACCGAUGGCUGAUUCGACAGACAGAUAGUACCCGUGAGGGAGUUCCUGCGACGAACUCCACACGCCGUCGACAGGACGCUCUGGGGACUGUUGUUCGAACUCUGGCAACGCAAGCUUUGUCUAGCAGUGUGCUCGUUGGUCGUGAAACGGACAAAGCUAAACCUAAAGCUGUGGACGUCGAAGACUACAACAGCAAAAAGCCUCGCCCUAUGAUCUCCGUCUGUCUUUUCACGCAGCUUUUCCAAGCGUGGCUCCGAUCGCUCGGCGAAACGGGCACCAUCGGUCGUGGUGGUUGGGGAAGAAAAACAGCAGGCCGAAUCUUCAUGAAAGGUCGACGCAUUGACGGCAGCACGACUUCUGGGCCACUUCAUGAGGACCAAGUCGAAGUAGAAGCUGCAGUAGUAGAUCAGGCUAUUUUAUUCCCUGGUGAGGAUGAAGUGAAAGAAUCUGUGAAAUUUUGCGCAGGACAAACUACAUCAAGAAAGUCACCUGGUGGACCUCGAUCUCCUGAUAUCCCAGCGGCUUCCGCGCCACCGCUCGCGCCCGACCAUGACCCAGUGAAAACACCGCUUCGCCACGAGGCCGACUUGCAAAGGUAUGAAAGGAAAACCCUAGUUCUUCGGAAUUUACAGCUUUUUGGACACGAUUAUUCGGACGAGUCGCCAGGGCCAGGGGAGCUUGGUAAUGGUACCUUGAGUAAGAAUCUUCAGGGCCAAGAACGACCCGCGGAGCAAGGUGAAAAAAUUGGUGAUGACUACAUCAUGAAUUCCCCCCUCCUGCCUGAUAACUUUCUCAUUCUCGAUUUGGAAGCGGGCCCGGACUUGUGGCUCGUUGACGAUUUUGAUGUGGAUUCAGAUCGGAUAAAACCGACGGCAAUCACGAUGAAUGGAGCCCAACUACUAGUGCAGCAACCCGUUCUUGACCAGGACGGCCUUGACGUUUUUUUCUCUCUAAAGGAAGGCGUGAAACUCCCUGCACGAAAUCUCGAGGAGAAAUUGGUAGCGCCGUCUUUCGAGCAGUGGCAAAGAGUAGCGUCUGCACAAGCCGGAAAUAAAGAACUUCCGCAGCAGCAGCUAGCGCAACAACUUCCGGACCACGAAGUGUUGAACCGGACGAUUUAUUUGGUUCCAUCAGGAGCAUACUCUUCGUCCUCGUCCUCGAUGGUCUCUCCUGCUGUUGACCUUGCAACGACGUCAACGACCAGUAGCAUUGAAUUUGCAACAACUCCUUCCAACAGAACACACAGGAACAAUUUUCCUUCCACUCUCCGCGACCCCUUCCCCUUCCGCUUUCCGAAGGAGUUUCUGCAUCCGGACCUUUCUGAGAAACUGCUCGGGAGCACGGCAAAACCCCCUCAGCGGGAGGUGCUGAUUGACUACGAACGCGCGCACUCGCCCUUCGACCUGUUGGCCCGGUUUCCCGGGUUCAAGGCUUGGUACACCGGGGCAGUCAACGUGUUCCACUUCGUUCUGCGCAAGAAGAAACUCCUGAACACGUACCAACUGAACCGGUGCUUUUUCGGCUACCUUGGGGAGCAGAGCCUUCGCAUCCAGAAAACCGGCCUCAGCAUCCUGCACCCCGACCUGCGCAGAGAGUUUGGGGAACGCUGGUUCAGCAGAACAACUGCGACUAGUAGAGCUAGAGGCAUCAUGACACCGGAGCUUCUUUAUCACCACAAUGACCGGUGGCACGCAGCGGAGGGGAAGGACUUGGAAAGGCACCUGCUCCUGAAAGAGGAGGAGAAGAGAGGAUCGAUACAGAGCAGUGGGAACCUCCAGCUGCACGAGCGGACACUUCUACAACCUCAAUUCUCAUCAACAGGCACGAGGACCUCCGAGGAGAACAAUAUCUCUAAGGUCGAACAUCAAUCAAAGCAGGCCGUCAAGCCGAGAAGUUCUUAUCGGCCGCGGCAGAACGCAACGACCAAGUCGAUGCCGUUCGAGGACGCGUCGUGUCCGUUUCGCCUCCAAUCCGACGCGGGGGUACCGGACCACACGCAAUACGCCAGCAUGUACGGAGGCACGACGCACGAAGUGUACAAACGUUGCCUACUCUGGCCGAUCGAAACCCCCCAGCCCGGGGUGGGAUUCACCGCUGCGCGCUGCUCUUUCUGGGAAGACCCGCCGGCAGUCGUGCACAAGUCGGAUGUGGGCUUGUCGGAGUUUUUCCGCCGCACCUGGAGGAAACUAAAAAACUGCGGAGAAUAGAGUAUGAUAGAUCGGCGUGAUGAUCCCUGUGCGGCUUCUUAAACAGCUUUUCAAAUAGGACCAAAGUAUCUGCAGCAACCAGGACGAGGAGUAUUGCCAUCCAUGUACGUACAUUGUAUUGUAUUAACAUUAAGCGUGCCCAAAAGGAGCAGCAAAAAAUGUUGCAACAGUGAAGAUUUGAAGCGGUUUAAGGAUGAAGUGUCUUUUUUUCGACUGCAAACAAGUGAAAAUACUGCUUCUUCAAAUAGCCGAUGAAGAUGAGGAAAUACCAGUAAGAAUAUAAAGGAUCUACUUGUACUUCAGGAUCAUCAGGAAAUGACUGUAAUGGAAAUGACUUCAGGCACUUCGCUUCCGCGGGGCAUGUACAGACGUCAUGACAAGAC
This is a messenger RNA of Amoebophrya sp. A120, 6575 nucleotides long. The record is from the annotation of a GenBank genome assembly. NCBI's taxonomy places the organism in Eukaryota, Dinophyceae, Syndiniales, Amoebophryaceae.